This is a messenger RNA of Truncatella angustata, 1187 nucleotides long. RefSeq names its product glycoside hydrolase. Gene Ontology annotation, molecular function: polygalacturonase activity. Gene Ontology annotation, biological process: pectin catabolic process. The coding region runs from base 1 to 1107 and encodes 368 amino acids. The record is from RefSeq and is a predicted model, not a curated record. Gene Ontology annotation, cellular component: extracellular region. The transcript has 4 exons. NCBI's taxonomy places the organism in Eukaryota, Fungi, Ascomycota, Sordariomycetes, Amphisphaeriales, Sporocadaceae.
AUGACAGCAUUCGCGGUCGCCAAGACUUGUGCCACCCCUGCCCCGGCACCAACUCCAGGACCCAGUUUGGAAGAUGCAGUCGUAAAAAGAGCAAACUCGUGCACAUUUAGUGGUUCAAAUGGCUACUCGUCAGCAAGUAUCUCCAAGACUGCAUGCUCCACGAUUGUAUUGUCUGCUCUUACUGUUCCCGGUGGCAAGACGCUGAAUUUGGAGGGUCUUCGCGACGACACCACGGUUAUCUUCCAGGGUAACACGACAUUUGGAUAUAGCGAAUGGUCUGGGUCACUCUUUUCUGUCAGUGGAAACAAUAUUACCGUGAGAGGAGAUCCCGGAUCCGCUCUAGACGGUCAAGGUGCGUUAUACUGGGACGGCAAAGGAGGAAGUGGGGGUGUCACAAAACCAAAGUUUUUCAAGGCAAACCAUCUAAAUGAUUCUCUUUUGGACUCAAUUACUAUUCGGAACGCACCGCGGAAUUCAUUUAGCUUAAAUUAUGUCAACAACCUCAUCGUCAAGGACAUUACAGUGGACGACUCGACUGGUGAUUCGUUGGGCAAAAACACUGACGCAUUCAACAUUAACAAUGCGGACGGGGUUCUUAUCACUGGUGCUAAGGUUUGGAACCAGGACGACUGCGUUGCUAUCAACUCUGGCAAGAAUAUCGUCUUCACCAACGGCUUCUGUUCAGGCGGACACGGUCUCUCCAUAGGCUCGAUUGGAGGACAAGAUGACAAUACUGUACGCAAUGUUACCUUCAGUGACACAACCAUGGAAAAGUCGCAGCAAUCCGUUCGUAUUAAGACCAUCUCCGGAGCAAACGGUACUGUAGAUGGUAUCACCUACCGCAACAUCGCCAUGAGUGGCGGAGAUGACUAUGGCAUUAUCGUCAUGCAGUCAUACAAUGGUGUCGACGGCGAACCGACCAACGGAGUGAGCAUCACCAACGUCGUGUUGCAAAAUGUCACGGGUACAGUUCAGAGUGACGCUGUCGACAUUUACAUCAAAUGUGGCCAAGGAAGCUGCAGCGACUGGACAUGGACUGAUGUAUCUGUUACGGGUGGAAAGAAGAGUACCGCAUGUCAAAAUGUCCCUAAGGGGAUCUCGUGCUAGUGCACAAGACCCGAUAUGGGUUCAAUGCGCAUGCAUUGAGCAAAGGAAUCAGCAUAUGGCGGCGGAAUCAUAACCUUGGU